Molecule: messenger RNA, 1113 nt
Organism: Rotaria socialis
Lineage: Eukaryota; Metazoa; Rotifera; Eurotatoria; Philodinida; Philodinidae
Source: the annotation of a GenBank genome assembly
AUGAAUUUUAGCAACUUUCAUACUUCCAGUAGUUCUGUGACUUCAGUACUUUUAGUAAUUCCAGUUGGUCUAGUAACUCUGACAGUUCCAGUGAUUUCAUCAACGCUUAUAGGUGCAGUAACUUCUUCAGUUUUAGCAAAGUUACUAAUCUUCACCUAUUUCAUCAGUUCUAGCAUUUCGGGUGGUCCUCGUAGUACCGCCAUCCCGAAUAUUCCUACAAGUGCUCGUUGGUCACAGAAUGGUGUCACUGUUGCUGGAGGUAAUGGACGUGAGAAAGCCACCAAUCAGCUCAUGGAUCCCCAAGGUCUCUUUGUUGAUGAUGAUCAAACAAUUGUCAUUAGUGACAUGUCGAAUCAUCGUAUCGUCCAAUGGAAGAAAGGUGAAAUCAAUGGACAAGUCAUUGCUGGUGGCAAUGGCGGAGGAAAUCGAUUGGAUCAAUUCAAUCAACCAACUGAUGUGGUCAUCGACAAAGAGACCGAUAGCCUCAUUAUCUGCGAUUGCAAGAACGAUCGAGUCGUCCGAUGGUUACGUCGUAGUGGCACCACACAAGGUGAAAUCUUCAUCGACACCAUCGCUUGCUGGGGAUUGGGCAUGGGUGAUCAGAGAAAUCUCUAUGUCUCUGACCCCAAGAAAGAUGAAGUCCGACGGUAUCCAAUAGGUGGCAAGAAUGGAACUAUAGUCGCUGGUGGCAAUGGCAAAGGUCCUGGCCUCAAUCAACUCAACUCUCCGAAUUACAUCUUUGCCAAUCGACAACAGACUGUCUACGCAUCGGACUCCAGGAAUCAUCGUGUCAUGAAAUGGCAUAAAGAUGCAAAAGAAGGGAUUGCAGUCGCUGGAGGUCUAGGUCAAGGGAAUGCUCUAACACAAUUGUCUUUACCUGAAGGGUUCUUCGUCGAUACCUCGGGUAAUCUCUAUAUUGCAGACUCCGCAAAUAAUCGUGUCCUCCGUUGGCUUCAAGCUGCGAAACAAGGCACUGUUAUUGCGGGUGGAAACGGUGAAGGAUCCGCAGUAAAUCAGUUUCACUGCCAGAGAGGUCUGUUCUUCGAUCGCCAUGGCAAUCUUUAUGUCGUUGACAUGACCAAUCAACGUGUACAACAAUUUUCAAUCGAAUAG